AGGGCGCUACGCGGCAUACGCUCUUUUCACUCCGCUUCUCCACCCCGCCUGCUCAUCUGCGGAUACCAUUUGGCUGCGUUUGCGCUUAGAUCGCUUUGGUCAUCUGUCCCGUCGUCGUCCGACGUCCGCGUCAACGGCAGAUCGUUCUUAUCGGCCUGAUGCGCAGCCGGUUGUUCGACCACGACAUCGUUUUUUAAGGAUUGUAUCGCGACGUCCCGACGUACUUCGUCAAAGAUGCAGCAUUUUCUAUCGUUAUUCUUGGUAAUUUUAAUUAUACAAACGUCGGUCGCGCCACCUGUUUCUCAAAACAAGAAUGAAGAUCAUAAAGACAAGGAAAACGAGGUCGAUGACUCAGAGGAUGUGGCGAUUAUUAUGGAAUAUCACAGGUACCUGAAAGAGGUAAUUCAAACUCUGGAGAGUGACAUGGAAUUCCGUGAGAAAUUGGAGAAGGCCGAUGAAGCUGACAUACGCACAGGCAAGAUAGCGCAUGAGCUGCAGUUUGUGGAUCACAAAGUCAGGACGAAACUAGACGAAUUGAAACGAGAGGAACUAGAGAGGUUGAGGCAUCUCGCCACCAAGGAGCAUAAUUUGAUGAAUGGUCUGGAUUUGAAUCACUUGAAGAUAGCGGAACACUUGGAUCACUCCAACAAGCAUACGUUCGAGAUAGACGAUCUGAAGAAAUUGAUUGCGAAGACCACGCAAGACCUAGCGGAGGCUGAUAAACGAAGACGCGAGGAGUUUAAGGAGUAUGAAAUGCAAAAAAAGUUCGACGAAGAGCAAAAGAUGAAGGGCAUGAAGGAGGAGGAGAGGAAGAAAUUCGAGGAGGACUUGGAAGCGAUGAAGAAGAAGCACAGGGAGCAUCAACCUCUUCAUCAUCCCGGUAGUAAGCAACAACUGGAGGAGGUAUGGGAGAAACAAGAUCACAUGGAGAAUCAAGAGUUCAAUCCCAAGACAUUCUUUUACCUUCACGAUCUGGACGGCAAUGGUUUUUGGGAUCAAGACGAGGUGAAGGCUCUAUUCUUGAAGGAAUUGGAUAAGAUUUACAACGAAGGCGCCCCUGAGGACGAUAUUUACGAGAGACGCGAAGAAAUGGAAAGAAUGAGGGAGCAUGUUUUCAACGAGGCCGAUCUCAAUCACGAUGGUCUUAUAAGUUACCAAGAGUUCUUGGAGCAAACGAAGAAACCUGAUUUCCAACGGGACGAAGGAUGGCAGGGACUGGACGAGCAGCAGAUUUAUUCUCAGCAAGAAUACGAGGCUUACGAGAGGCGCAGGCAAGAGGAGCUGCAGAAGAUGAUCUCUAAGGGAAUGUUACCACCAUCCCCUGACAAUGCACAUCUACCCGUCCAGCACGAGCAGUUCCCACCGCAGUACCAGCAGCAAUAUCCAGGACAUGUAGCGGGGCAACAACCGAUAGGUCACGUACCGCCGCCGCCGCAAUACCAGGGUCAGAUUCCACCGUAUCAGGCUCAGAUUCCGCAACAGCAGCAGCAACAUUAUCAGGGCCAAGUGGUGCAGCAACAACCACAGUAUCAAGCGCACCCUUCGCAGUAUCAAGAGCAAGUGCCACAUCAGCAGCAAUUCCAAGCUCAACAGGCACAGCAACAAUACCACCAAGGCCAGCCACAGCAAGUCCAACAACAAUUCCAGGGCCAGCCUCAUCAGGCACAACAAAUGCAACAACAAGCGCAACAACAACAACCGCAGCAGCAGCAACAGACGCAGAAUGAAGUGCCACCAAAUAUUCAUGGUAACGCCCCGUCGAAUAAUCCAGGAGUUGUGUCAGGCGGACAACAACCGAGUCCGCCGAUCGCAUCGAAUCCCGCUCAGCAACAGCAGCAGCAACAACCAAAUCCGAAUAGUAUACCGAAUGUACAGAAAGUGUAGAAACACACUACCUGAUAAAUGGUAAAAAUAUCUUUUAGCUGUUUCUUUGUGAAGUGUGAUCCGAUCCUAAUCUAAUGUAAAAGUGUCGGGCGGAUAAAUUUGAUAGAUUGAUUUAAAGAGGCUAUGUGCAAUUUUUCUCAGAAAUUUUCAGAUUAAAUUUCGAUUUUUUUUCCUUAUUUAAUUCAAAAUUUAUACUUCAUUUUACAUUUUGAAAAUAUUUGGUCCUAUUUUCAAAGUGUACAUAUUUCGUUCUGGAUUUAUAUCUGAGAUCUUCGAGUAAAAUCUAAAUGUAAUAUAGCAUUUAUAUUAUGAUCUUAAACAAUAUAUGCAUUAUUUUCAGUAUAACAUACGUGAAUUAUAUAUUAAAAAUAUACGGAAUGUGAAUUGUAUAUUAAAAACACAUUGAAAUAUGUCAUCUGAUUGUUCUUAGGAUCAGCCAUCGAAUUAGUUUCACAAAUUCGUUUCUAACGUCAGUAGUAGGGAUGGAAAUUAGUGUUUGACUUUUUUAAGUUAAAUGAUCGAUUAUGCUAUAAAUGUUUUUAGAUUUGAUUAAAUUUUAUGAUAGUUUUUUAAUUCGACGUUAUCAAGUGGCAGUACCACAGUGCAAUACAAACAGUACAUAAAAUAAAAUAACAGAAUGAUAAUA
Dinoponera quadriceps is the source of this 2530-nucleotide messenger RNA. RefSeq names its product nucleobindin-2 (gene NUCB1). Bases 235 to 1884 code for a protein of 549 amino acids. Gene Ontology annotation, cellular component: extracellular exosome; endoplasmic reticulum-Golgi intermediate compartment. NCBI's taxonomy places the organism in Eukaryota, Metazoa, Arthropoda, Insecta, Hymenoptera, Formicidae. The transcript is spliced from 11 exons. The record is from RefSeq and is a predicted model, not a curated record. Gene Ontology annotation, molecular function: calcium ion binding.